Messenger RNA from Dermacentor silvarum, 4531 nucleotides. It is a transcript of the gene igl, whose product is annotated as obscurin. Bases 428 to 1135 code for a protein of 235 amino acids. The transcript is spliced from 5 exons. The record is from RefSeq and is a predicted model, not a curated record. Gene Ontology annotation, molecular function: calmodulin binding. Lineage: Eukaryota; Metazoa; Arthropoda; Arachnida; Ixodida; Ixodidae.
GCACGUGGCUGCGAGCGGUGUCGUCCUGGUGCUGUCAGAGUCGAGUAGUGGUGUCUGUGCAGUGCUGCUGGUUGUGGCCGCGCUAGUGAGUGAACGCCGGCGGUGCAAAGGUCUACUUCUCUGCCAGGCAUCGGUGAGGAAAAGUAGGUGAGGUGUGGUGAAACCAUGCGCGUAGGAGUGCCGGGAAGCGCCUGCAACGACGGCGCAUCGAGGUGAAGACGAGUUGAGUAGUGCCGCAGAACAACACACGUCCGUGGAUUACGCGAGGCUCAGUCUAAAGGUGCUGCUCUGGUUUCGUCCCACGGUCAUCGCGAGAUACGCGUGACGAAAAAAAAAGCUUUUCGGGGAUCACCAAGUGCUCGGACCUCGGUCGUUGUGUCCCAGGAGCCAGUACGGUAGUCCGUGGCCAAGAAGUGCUCUGUGCGCGAUGGGUUGCAAUCUGGGCAAAGGUUCUCAACCAGACGACUCUGACGUGCGUGACAAGUCCAACGCGACGUCGCCUCAGACGCCUCCGCCGGGCAUGCUGGCCGACCGGAUGGCUGACGGCGCCGCUAUGGUCAACAAGGCUUGCAACGACGUACAGCACGUGUACCGAGAAAAAGCUUUGGAGAACCACCAUGAUCACCAAGAUCCCGAGUCAGCGGAGGACGAGCAGCAGCCGAACCACCAGCGGCCGGGGUCCGAGGAGGACGCGCAGGCGGCUGCCGAGGCGGCCACCAAGAUCCAGGCCACCUUCCGCGCCUACAAGGUGCGCAAGGAGGUGCGCCUCGGAGGAAGCAGCGCCGGGGGCAGCGAGGCGAACCUGUCGCAGUCCCACGCCGACCCAGCCAUGAAGGAACCGGAAGAGGAGAACCUGGCCGACAUCGACCUGACCGACCCGAGCCUAAACCAGGCGGCCAGCAAGAUCCAGGCCACGUUCCGGGGCCACCGGGUCCGCAAGAGCCCUUUGCACGAACCCAAGAAUCCCGGGGACAAGGAACAGGAAGGUGAAGCCAAAGACCAGGUGGACGACGCCGACAAGGAACUGCCCGACGAGCUUAAGGACAUGGACCUGAACGACCCUGAUCUGGCGAAGGCAGCUGUCAAGAUACAGGCCACGUUCCGCGGCUACAAGACGCGCGCUAAGCCAGAAUGACCAACGCCAGGUUGAAGACUAUCGUGAAGACUUCGAGGAAGCCUGCCCAUACAUGAAUUAUUUGUGACAUCGCAUGCGACUCUACAAUGUUCGACUUCAUCUAACUCCGAUGCACGCAACAAAGGCAGCGUGGAAGAAGCUGACCCCCCAAAGAAGAAAAAUGUCCGCAAUCCUGCAUGGUCUGCGUGUUACACUGCACUUCCCACUUCCUCCGAGACACGCUUGGUAUUUCAAAUUUCGCCGGUGCUUUGGUGACCCCAGUGAAUUCUAAAUAGUAGUUACACUAAAGCAAAAAUUCCAGCCUGGCGUCAGCUUGCAUGUAAACGCUUAGAAAAACAAACUUCGAGAUAUAUUCAUUGCACAUGGUGACAUUUCCAUGCCACAUUUCUCUACAGUCAGUUGUCUAAGCAUUUUGUAUGAGCAUGCAUUAACCAACCUCUCGUAGGUGCACAUGCACCUGCAAUGUUCGAAGGCUCAAGACCGCAAUCUAACCUGCGUUUCAGAUGUGUAUUUCACACCCGUGCACACUAGAUGAUUUUAAAAUUAUUUUAUGCCAUGUCCUUCCCAUCUUUACAAAUGUGGCUCGUCUCAACACUCCUCUUCGGCUCUGCUGAGUGACGCAGUCACUGUGCUCCAACAAAGCCAUCGUAAUCAGGUACUUCGAGGAUCUCCUGGAAAGCAGCGGAGUGGAGAAGCGUUUCACAAGCAACCCCUCAUCCAAGAAAUUUCUAGAAGUGUCAGUCAAUGGCAUCCGAGAUCUUCAGUGUGCUGGAGCAGAAAAAUGCUUCGCAAGCAAUGCCUAAUACAAGGAUCCUAGGUGCUCGGCACACAAGUCUUGAAGGGUGUCUGCCAAGCCCCAACCCCUAAUUCAAAAUAUCCCAGGGGAGCGUUAGCAUGUGGCAUCCUAGAUCUGCAGCGUAACAAAGAUGCGUUUCCCAGCAACUCCUGGAAAGCAUAGUGCACGACCUCUGGAAUUUUCGGUGCAUGUGCCAGCUGAACAUCUUGGGCGUCAUGGCUAGCGCAGUAACCUCAGUCGAGGGGCAGUGCUGCUUCCAUUCUACGAGGACUAAGGAGGAGCGGGAAGUCGAGGCGCGUUUGUGAAUACGGGUGUCUUUAUUCGCAAUUCAAAUUGAGAGCUCCCAAAAGGCAUGUGCAGCUCUGAAAUUGUCUGAUGCGAAGGCUACGGCAGCAUAUACGGGAUUCACACAAUGUCACAGAUGUGAAAAAUUGUGGAAUGAGCUCCCUGUAAAUGAACCAUACUAUACUCGGCUUUAUAGAUGCUAAAUAUUUGUGUCGACCUUUGCUGCAACUUACUUAGGGGCACCUCCUCUUCAAACCGAAGUCUAUAAUAUACAAGGACGGAACAGUUUGUUUUAAUACAGUCGACAAAUGCGUCGCAUGCAUGUGUUCUCGUAUGCAAAGCAAGAUAAAGCGGCAAUAGUGGCGUGAAGUAAAAUGAGGGCAUUAACUUAAGUAUAAUUUCAGACAGGCAUGCAAUAUGAAAGUCAUAAAGAGCACAGCAAAGAAAUGCAGUAUUAUGCCACUCCUAGCUCAGUAUGUUCUCUAUUCUCAAGCAGUAUCUGUCAGCUAUUUUUGCUACAAAUCAUCACAAUAGUGAUAUAGCUAGCCAAAUCAUCUGGCUUUGUUAUUGUUUUUGCUGAAUUCUUGUCCCUCUGUUACGGGCAGCAUGAGCCGAGUCCAAGAGUUUACGGCACGACCUAAAUGUAAUGGUACACUCCCUGGUUCUGAAAUAUUACCACAGGCACUCUAAGAGGCCAUUCAUAAGACUUCAAGACAGAGCUAUCUGCAAAUAAUCAACAAUAAGGUCACAUGCGGACGCCUCCUGGAUCGUAACCAAAAAAGAGCUAAGGGGUUGGAACAUGCCCUGAAAUAAUUUUUAAUUUUUGUGGCUUCAGGGACACUCGAGUAAGGCUUUAAUAUUAUGGUUACCAAUAAUUAGGACACAUUAUAUUCAUUGUCAUCAUUGUCCCUAAUCUACGCUUUAAAUCCCUUCAAGGGACCCUGAAACACUUUUUGAAGAUAGCUAAAAAAACAUUGCCGAUCUGUUAUAAAGGCUGCUAUGAACCUGUGAGCCAAAUAUUAUUGCACUGCAUGUAGCAGGGAAUUUACAAUCUCAUGCCUAAAACAGCGAAAAAUCGCUUGGUCUCACUUCCCCGUCGCUUAUCAUGCAACAUCAUCGAAAGCAGCUGGCAGACCAACACUAUUGGUUGAUUUUGCAAUUGCGAGAACAUUCUCAGUAACACAUAAUUGAUAAUUCUGAGUUAAAUACAUGAAACAUGUAUAUAUCUGCGAUCUCAAAACGACAGAAAAAUCAUUUCCUUUUCGCACUGCCGGCAGCGUCUGCUGUAUGUGGCCUCCGAGAUGUAAGCCGCGUGAUGCAUAGCACACGGCUUACAUCUUACUGUCUACUGCAGCUACCAAGGAGUGCCAUGAUGAGCCCUUGCAUCGUAUUUUGCUGUAGGGUGCCUGAAUGCUCUCCUCCUGGUCCCCACUCCGUUCACGGAGCGGGGCAGCGGCAGAGAACCCUCUUGGCUUCUUUCCUUGUGUAGCUUCCAGCGUGCAAGUGGAGACAAAAAGAGAGAGAAAGCCACUUAUUGGUGCAAUAACUCCACUAUUACUUAAAGGAUUCAAAAAUUUUUUGUGGCAUGCGAUUGGUGAGAUGACGUCAAGUGAGGCCAUUCUAUGAUUAGUUAGGAAAGUGCUUCAGAGCCCCAGUGAGCAUCCACAGCCAUAAUGAGCAUCAAGCCUACAAAAAAGAAAUUAUGUCCACCGCUCCCAGCAUGCCUUUAACUGUAGCCCCCAAAGACAGAUGACCCCGACUUAUAGGCUGCUCAUUUGCUGUACAUGUUAAAGGGACACUAAAGCAAAACAAUAAAUCAACUUAGACUGACAAAGUAUUCUUCAAAAUUUCUGCUGUCAUUAAUUACACUGCAAUAGGUCAACUAACAGAAGAGAAAAUGAAGCUCAAAGGUAAAUUUUUUAAUUUUGCGCGGAGACCCCGACGUCAGCACUUCAGUGUGACGUCACGACUUCUACAGUUAUUUUUCGUAUCUGGGCCACGUUGGCCUAAGUAAAAGUUCGCGAAACUUGCCAUAUUCAGUCUUGGGCUCCUUUAGAACACAAUGUAGUCAAUCUUUACCGCCAACGAAUCAACUAACACCUAGAAGACGCUGUCAAAUUCCGUGACGUCACGGAUGAGCUGGUGCGGGAACUUAAUGGUGGCGUCGCCACUCGCCUUCUGUGUUUUUCAUUUCUUUCUGGCUUAUCAAGCGGCUUCUCGCGGUAAGAGUGGUGUUUUCGGUAUUCUGGAAGGGUAAUCUACUGAUACAGAAGAAAUCAUUUUUCUCUUUAGUGUCCCUUUAAAGCCACUCAAUU